Molecule: messenger RNA, 1455 nt
Organism: Candidula unifasciata
Lineage: Eukaryota; Metazoa; Mollusca; Gastropoda; Stylommatophora; Geomitridae
Source: the annotation of a GenBank genome assembly
AUGGUCAGACAAAAAUAUGACCUAAUUAUUUGGAUACGUGUGUGUGCGUUCACUUGCUCCUUCGCUGCUGGCUGUCCGUACCAGGAAUGUUCAUGUGACGGUUAUGAAAUAUCCUGCCAGGACUUAGGCCUCCCUGCCAUUCCACGCCUGACUGGUGCCAGUAGCGGUUUUGAUUCAUUGCUGUUAGGAAGUAAUCACAUCACAACAAUACCAGCUGGAAGUCUACCAUCUGGUCUGUUGUCGUUAUCCUUGUUAGACAACCCCAUAGCAACAAUCGAUGAAAACGCUUUUAACGGAUCUGCUACAACUUUACGCUCCCUCUCGAUUUCGAGAGCCAACUUUUCACGAAUCCCGGAUGCAUUUGGUCAUUUACAAAACUUGAAAUAUUUCGAUUUUUACGACACAAACAUUGUUAAUUGGAAUGAUGACGUCAUGAAGAAACUUGGUCAAACAAUGAUCAAUCUUGAUCUGGAAAAAGUUGGCUUGAAGAUGUGGCCCCACUGGUUGAACAACUAUUCCAGCUUGAAUGAUUUAACUGUGGACUUCAAUCAAAUUUCCUCACUUCCAGACGAUGCGCUAAACAAAAUGAUCUUUAACUUGACAGGUCUGUCUAUUAGCAACGCAAGUCUGACAUCAGUGCCGAGAGCGAUUUCAAAACUUGUAAAUUUAGAAUCUCUACACCUAUACGCAAAUAAAAUAUCCAACCUCACAUGGCUUCCUCCGCCAAAAAAGCUGACCACUUUGUCGUUAAACAACAACCUUAUAUCGGAUGCUAAACAUCUCAGCGAUAUGCUACGUCCCUUUAAUGAAACUUUAGCAUCGUUGGAAAUUGACAGAAAUAUGUUGACAGCCAUUCCAGAUUUCUCCUUUCUGAAUCAAGUUUCAAGCCUGGACUUCUCCUUCAACAGGAUUUCCGAUCCAACAUCGGGAGCAUUGUCUAACGAACUUUACGAUUUUGACUUGAGCAAUAAUUGUCUGCCAUCGAUUCCUACUGUAUGGAGGAGUCUUGUGUCUUCGACUUCCAUGUAUCUUUCACAUAAUUUAAUCAGCCACAUUGAACAAGCUGAUUUUCACGAAUUUCUAAUGGAAAUCAAUCUAUCGUUUAAUAUGCUCACUGAAUUAACAGAUUCGAGUUUUCCAGCUCAUACAAAGCUGUUUGCUUUAUAUUUAAAUAAUAAUCCGAUUGCCACAAUUUCCAAUCAUGCAUUUGACGGCCUUGAUUCGUUGAACACCUUGAACCUCCAGCACACAAGACUGACACGUAUGCCGCUGGCCUUAACCUCUGUACUGACAUUGUACACUUUAGACAUGAGUGAUUCUUCUGAUUUAGUGUGCACUUGUGCGGAGAAAAGCCUGGAGACCUGGAUCAUGACGGUCAAACAAGUUAACGGACAAUGUGGCGAAACAGACAUCAAUGAAUUCUUCGCAACUUUAAGUCCUAUGUGUCCACCAUAA